Molecule: messenger RNA, 25941 nt
Organism: Porites lobata
Lineage: Eukaryota; Metazoa; Cnidaria; Anthozoa; Scleractinia; Poritidae
Source: the annotation of a GenBank genome assembly
GAGACAUCACCUGAUCCAAGAAAUGAAGUGGUUACAGAAAUACAGCUCUCUGACAUCAGUGAUGAUGUAGGGACUUGCUGGCGUGAAGUUGGCCCAAAGUUACUCAUCUCAGCAUCAAAGAUUCAUAAUCUUGAUGAUGAGUACAAGAGUAAUCGAGACAAGGCAAAUGCUCUUCUAAUCUUGUGGAAAGAACAGGAGGGAAGUAAUGCUACAGUUGGCCAUCUAGCUGAUGUUUUGGAGAAGAUAGGAAGAAGGAGCAUUGCUGAAAGACUGCUUGGUGGGUGAAUGAAGUAGUAAUAUGUAGUAAUGUGGAAAGAACACAUGAUUCUUGUCAGUAUUAAGGGCUGUGCUCAGGGCCGGUGGCCUGUGGCACCCAACUUUUGCUUGUGAUGAGAAAAUGUUAGGUUUUUCAUUCAAAUAAUCCUUAGGGCACAGCCUUGGUAUUAACCAGUGUGUGGGGGGUGGGGGGAAGGGGGUUCUCUCACGGGGAGACUUUGCCUAAAAGGGGUACCUUUUUCAGGCUUUACGUUAUGAAAGGGCAGGAUUUCUCUAAGUUGAGGUUAACGAAAUAGUAGGGGAACCUGUCAUUGCAGUCUGUGAAAGGACCCAAAAAAUGUAAAGCCCCGUACAAACGGAUGCAACAUUGUUAGAUGUUACAUGUUGCGUCCUUUUGCACACCCUGUUGCAUGUUGUUGGAUGUUGUUGCGUGUUGUUGCGCAAAGUUUGAAACCUGUCAAACUUUUCAGCCAACAACUCCCAACAUUUCUUUUGUUCUGUGAUCGCACGAAGCGUAGCGCAACAAUGUUGGAUCCAUUUGUACAGUUCUUCCAACAUUGUAGGGGCCACGCACACUCAUUAGGCAUGGAUCACAAAGACCUAUGGGCUGUGUUCUUCCCACGAUGCACUGCGGGUCCCAAACUUGUUGCGAGUUGUUGCAUCCGUUUGCACAUCACUGCCAACACGCACGCAACAACUCCCAACAUUGUUGGCGCAACAAUGUUUGGAGUUGUUGCGCCCGUUUGCAAGCAGCCUAAGAGGCAUAUUUUAUGGCUGAGUGGAAAAAAUGAGAAAAGUUUCUGGUUUAGCGAUUUACUCAUAUCUAAUAGACAGACAGUGAAUUUAUAGCUGUUAAAAGGGAUGCAGUGUGAAAAUGGUGCUGUACCUUGUUGAAGAUGUUAACGCAGCUGUUACUGUAAUGUGGUACUUUAAACUCUGUAAGAUUGCUGAGAUCCGGAAAUUUUGCUACCAUGGCACGUGAGUCGACUUCCGCUAUUGCGGACACCCUCGGAACUGCGGUUUAGUGUCUGUAAUAGCGAGAGUCCGUAAGUAACGGGGUGUGAGAAAAAAAUUCUUGAUAUUAGAGGAAUUACAUUUUUAUUUAUAUUGUACAUUUUCUCUAGAACCAAUUACGGUGCAGUUUUCGCAUAUAAAGAUCGGAGCGUCAGAAAAAAAUACAAACAAGACAAAUCGUAACAGAACAAAACUUGCAUCUCCCUUUCAUGCAUCCACCACAACAGUACUGUCGCUGAAAAAAUCUUUACACAAAAACCAUAAAGUUUGGUUCUAGAAAAUCCAUUUUAAGUACGUUAACCCUAUUCAGACUGGGCUUAUUUGGUCAAUCUGUGACUGGGGGGGGGGGGGCUCCUCGGUUCCCCCCUCUGUGUCUCUGGAACCAAUAAUGCUAGGGUCAUGAAAUUUACACACAAUGAUCAUCUCCGUACAAAGAAGCCCCACACCCAGUUUUGACUUGCCACGCCCAAUGAUGACGUCACAGUGACGUCAUAUUCCGAUUUUUCAAUGUUUCUUAUUAUUUUUCCACUUAGAUACGUAAAAUAUCAAUAAUAUUGGUAAAGUCAUCUCUUUGUUAUCCUUUCUUAUGAACUAGUAACAAGGAAACACUUGUACAGCGAGAAAAAGCAAUAGGAAGCAAUAAAAUUCAAAAUUUGAAAUGGUUGUCCGCCAUCUUGGAUCCGCCUUCUUGGAUUUCCGUUUUUUUGUUAAAAUUAUAAUUUAAAGCAACUUUCAAAGGGGAAAAAGCUCAGAAUGUAUAAAAGAAGUAUCAAACUAAUGUUUAUUACCCAAACAAAUGACUUUGGAAGUGUUAUUUGGAAAAUAGAGCAGCAUAUUUGUCAAAGCAAAAAAGUGACAAAUUUUACCCCACCCCUCCCCCCCAAAUAUUCGAUGUUGAAACAUUUUGAUGUAAUUCAAAAACUAGUCCCAAGCAAAGACCAUUUUAACAACAAAAAGCACUAUAAGUGUAAAAACGCGAUCUUAAAACAAAAAAUUCACUAUUUUUUAAAUUUUCCAAAACCUAUGUGUCAGAAACUGGUUGCCAUGGCAACAUGAUUAAUCACAUGGACAUGGUAAUUAUACCGAAAUGUUCCUAGAUAAAUUUUAGGAAAAGUCAGAAAAUUUGAACGUCAUAGCUCUUUCGGUGUAGGAGUUAUCACGAUUUUGCCGGAGGGAGGGUUCGAAAAGCCCCCCCCAGUCUGAAUAGGGUUAAGUACAUCAUGACUGGUUUUUGCAAGUAAGUACGGUAGUUUCAUAGAAGGAUCAUGUUAAAAGGGAAUCGGAAUGUUUACUUUUUAACCAAAUUAGUGACAGACACGAAGAGAGGAAGAGGAAGAAAUAAAUUAUAAUCUGAGAUAAUUCUGCCAAAAUAUGGCAAGAACAAUACAAUUGUGAUGUCGGUACCAAGAGAGGUGUCCGUAAGUCUGUAAUAGCGGGAGUUUGUUUCAGUCAAAAUGUCUGUAAUUUUUCACCAGCGAUUCAGCAGCUGUCCAUAUUACCGGGGUGUCAGUAAUAGCAAGGUGUCCACAAGGCAAGAGUUGACUGUAACAUAACAUUUACACUUAAUUUGCAUUUCCUUUUGAUGGGGUAUGAAGUUUGUCUGGAUAUAGGGGGUCCAGUCCUAGUUUUAGAUAAAUGUAAUGUACACAUGGGAUUAUGAAAGUUCAUUCUUGAACUUCUUUUAUUUUUAAUUGCAAUGUUUUGUUUGUUCUUUAGGAGAAGGUAAAGGUUUAUUGCCAAGAUGUGAAACAGUUUCGGAUGAUGAAGAGAUCGGCUUAACAGUGAAGUGCAACUUCAAGACAGAAUCGGAUGGGAAGGUAAUAUGAAAAAUUCGCUCCUGAACUGGCAGUGAAGAUCUGUUUCCAAUGUAUGGCUUGUGACAGCGUUUGACUUAGUGGUCUUGUGUUGUGGUUCAUGGGUUGGAUUUUACAGGUUCAUUCUAUAGACGCCCAGUUUUGGAAGAAAUACACGGAAAAUUUUUCACUUAAGGGAUCAGUUAUUAUUUAUGUAGAGCGGGGCAGGGAAAAAAAGAAGAGGGGAUCAAGGCUAUUUUAGAUUGGCUAGAGGGUAGGCUAAACUUUUUUAUAAAGAAGUUUAAGAGGGGUCAGCAGUUUUAUCGCCAAGUAUAUUUUAAGAAGGGUCAAUUGGCCAAGAUGGGUAAAGUAGUUAUAUUGUAGAGUACAAAUAAUUGUGAAACAGUAAUGCUAAAUUGUACAAUUUUUCGCUAAUCCUAUUGCUGUUUGUUUAAGCUCCACUAUUUUGUACAACUUAGUCAUUUGUAUUUCACAGAAAUUCUGUUUGCACUCUAAACUUCGUUCUUUUAAAUUUUGAGCUAAUAAAGAAUCCAUGAUCUGCUUUAAUAUUUGUUUUGACUGAAUUUUGUUUUAACAAAAUUCUUAUCACUUUAAUAGCCCAAGAAAAACAUGAUAAACAACAAGAAAGUAGUCCUUUUAGAACUGCAGGAAAAUCAUUUGAAAAGAAUUAUAUUUUGCGUGGGUAUUACACCCUUGCAUCAGGAGUGCGGUCAAAAGCAUGGCAAGCCCGGCCAGGCCAGGCUUGCCAAGGUCUUGGCCAGGAAAGCGUGGCCUGGAAAAGCCUGGUAAACCCGAUCAAGGCCAGGGUUUUGAGGUAAGCCUGGCCAUAGAAGCGUGGCUUUUCCGGCCACACUAAAAAAUAGACCGGCAUUUCAUGGCUUUUCCGGCCCAAAAACCAGAAGCCGGGAAAGCCAAGAAUUCAUGACCAUGUUCUACAAGUAACAGCAAUAAGAACGUAAAGAAACAAUUUUUUUACAAAUUAUAUUUCUACCUAUUUAUUAUUAUGACAAUUAGAAAUAUAUUUUUUUUACAGGAUCAAUACCAAAAGUUCUUAGGUAAAGAGAAAAUAUAGAGUUUUAAGAAAUUUAAGUGCAGGAAAGGGAAAUAUAUAGAUCAUAAGGCUACAACAAGUCCACUACUCUCUUUCCACAAAGUUUGGCACUCUAGUAAAACACAAAUCUUGCUUGUUUCCACUCAGAUAAAAAAACUUUUUCUUCAAUAGCAGCAACAUUAAAUUAUGUAUAUGUAGAUGUAUGAAGUAAUAUAAAGUUAAUUUUCAAUAUUUGAUGACAAAGCCAUUCUGCAAAACUUAUAUAAAAAAACCAUACCGAAAUAUAUACAAGUACCUCCGCUCCUAUUCUGAAUUGUCUGUAUGGUUCUUUUUCAACCGCAUGGGUCAUUUAUUUAACUGCGAGGAUCAUUUCUACUUUUAUAUCUAUAUCCACAUUUCCCAAAAAAAAAAUUUCAUGUAAGCUCAAUUAUUUCCAUUCGUGUCUUUCCCACCAUUGAGUACGCUAGCUUUCAAUGGCCUGCUUUCCAGUUGGCUUGAUUAUUUGACAAGUUUAAUGGUUUAAUAAACGAUUGCAUCCGAUCAAUCGCAUAGGUCAGGAUUCGAUUCCCGAUCAAGCCUUAAUUUUUUCAGGUACUUGUUCAACCACUAAUAUAAUGUCCAUUUAACUACAAGGAUGAUUUCCAUUUUUAUAACUGUUUCUUACUGUAAUGUGUUCCUCGGAUUUACCGUUCCUCGUAGGUCGAAAGUCCACUUGAACAUGCGAAGAGUUCCUUGCUUGCAUGCUUUUUAGGCUUCCUUUUAGUACAGUUCGUUCAACUAAAGAAUGAUCCCUUGAGGCAAUAAAAUGGCGUUGUCUUGGUGUGAUCAAGAUGUCUUUGGUUAGAUCAGAUUUCCAUACACUAACCUGUGAGCUUUGUCCAGCAUGAAUAACGGCCACAACACGUUUUUCGUCGCAGUUCUUUGAUUGAUAGGGUUGUCCAACAUUUUCUUUCCCAACUUAAAAGAACAACGUUAAGUUUACCUCUUGCUUUUAACACUUCAAAUGGGUUGGUUCAUCUUAAUUAACGCUGAAAAUAACUGCUAUUUUCGACCCAAACGGGAGCGCAUCGCAAGAUUAGCGGCCAUGUUUUCUUGUUUCCCAGGCUUCCACGCGUGCCUUUGGCACAUGCGUGAUUUGAUUUACUUUGUCACGUGCGGCUUUUGAACCAAUAAAAAAGUGUGAAAUGAACUUUCGUUGAAUAGUUCAAAUUCACGUGGACUUCACAAGCAACAAAGUAUUUUCGUAAGGCUGUCUUUCUAUUAUCCAUGUUGUUUUCGAGACAAAGUGAUCAAUUGCGAAGUUUGUUUUCACAUAAAGCAUGUUUGCAAGUGAGUUAACUUACUCAGCUGGAUUAAUGUGGAAAGGUAUGUUUUCUAAUAACUUUGCGUAAAUAAGCUUAAUAUAUAGAUUUAGCCAGGGCUAAAAGGGAAGCUCCCAUUGAUAGAUUUAUAAUUUAAAUCAAACAAUAAACUUGUAUUCCAAAAUUCAGAUAACUUUACAGCACAUUCAUGUGACUUUUGAACGAAAGGCUAAGUGAUUUUAGAGAAAAAUAUUUCGCAAAGAACCGCCAAGAGUGAACCAAAUCUUACAUCAAGUUUACAGCCUCAUAUGUACAGUAUGUGUUCCUUGGUCCGCGGGAGUCCGCGAUGCCCUUGGUCCGCGUCUUUUCCGAAAAUGAUAAAAUACUUCGUCGAGAAAAAAAUAUGUUGAAUAAUGAAAGAUAUUGUGAUUUACUGAUUAGCAUUCUUUCAUAUGGCGAAGUUUCAGCUUUCUUGCUGCGGGUGAAGACGCGAAAUUUAAGUUUGUUGACUGGUAGGUUAAUUUAUCUUUCUUGAAGUUUGGAUUUUUGCGGUACCGUAAAGAACAUGGUCAUGUUUACUUAGCCUGCGAAUAACUAACACGCAACGGGAAGACUUGCCUUUUUGCAGAACAGGUUUUCAGAUCAACUUAUUUCUGCUUUUGGAAGCAUAUUGUUGCUGUCGACUCUGAAUUUUUUGUUUUAGUGACUCUUGAAAAACAUCACUAAAUUUCGCUUAGCGGUCCUUGGUCCGCGACCUAUGACCUUGGUUGAAUAAAACUUCCCAAAGUAAAAAGCGACGGCCUUUGUUUUCGAAGAAUGUUUUGAAAAUCGUCCCUAUACAUGUCUACAAGUUCUCUUUUUUUAAUACCUCGAAUACAUACAGAGUUUUUGGUAAUUAUUUUCGACCGCGCUAAAAACGGCUCGUCGACGCUCGUGUGGGAGACUCGAGGAUACUGUUGUCUGAAGUCUUUGAAAGAAACGCAGAUUAUUUUAUGCUCACAACAUUUUCCGAAAAAAACUUUAGCUUAAUUGCACCAAGAAAAGAAAAAAAGAUACAAGAAAUACUGUGAAAAUCACGUUUUCGUGUGGAAACUAUAACAUUUUUACGUCUUUAUCGUACUGCUUACCUGAGACGCGGACCAAGGACCAGAUUCGUGGACCAAGGACCAUCGAAAACGGUCGCCUUUUUGCGAAUUCCAAGCAAAAUAUUUAGGUCUGGAACUUGAAACUUCAGGAUUAUCGACAGGAACAUAAAAGCUAUCUUCAGGGAGUAUUUCAGCUCGUUACGUGAAGACUCGGGUAAGAUAUUCAAGUUAAUGACUUUUACACGCGGACCAAGGACCACAUACUGUACACCCAAAAAAUAGCAACCUUCUUCGAUCACACUUAAGAGCCAUAAUGGGCAGGCUCUUGAUCACCGUAGAUUAAUUAGGCCUGAAAAAAAAAUCAGGCCGAAUUCUUUGCGUUCGACAAGUUUACUUUACAAAAUCUUGCCAACAAAUCUGGGUGAGUGAAAACCAACCUUUUUACCAUUUGUACAUCACAUCUGAGGUGAAACAGUACUAUGAGGCAUUGUUUUUAUCAUUUUUAUCAAUUUUGCAAUACAAAUAACACUCAUUCAAUAUUCAGGACGAUGGAAGCACGCGUGGGCUUUUAGCUAAACCGUUAAAAUAAUUUCCAAAAUCACCUAUACGGCCAGCCGGUUCUCACUUUUGCAGCUCAUGAGCUGUAGUCGACUGUUUGAAUGAACAUUGAUAGAGUUUCGCUCCAACACAAUAAAGAAUCUAUUAUGUUUAUUUUCUUGUUUAUUUUAUCGAUGUGUAAUCUUCAAAAGCGUUUGAUACGCGUGGCAGUUUGAGUACUCGUGAAAGCGAUGUUGACACUGAACGACUGAAAACAAACGGCACAGCGAUUAAAAUUACAAUAGAGACUACUAACAAUCAAUAAAAAAAAAUAUUACUCGGUGAAACAUAUAAAGAGACAACAAUUUUCAUUCACGAAGACAAGUAUUAAAGUGUCUCAAAGAAUCCUGAGUCUUCAAGCUUAAGCUUAAAAGCCGGCUUCCCGGUGUUUGCCAUUUUCAAAGAUGAACUCGAGGAAAGAAAAAUCGCCCAAAGCUUUCUUUUACAGCUAGGAUUAUAACUAAAUAUUCUUUGAAACGUUUUCUUUCUAUUUGCGGUGAGAAAAUGUCUAAAGACUUUUUAAAGUUCUGUAAGCUUAUAUCAAACCUGAUGCUCGGUCAGAUCAUUGUCUCAAAUCUUACAAACGUGCAUAACUAAAUAGCCGCAUAAACUACGCUUGACUUCAUUAAAUUAGAUGUAAAAAACAAGCAUCAAAUACAAUAAUUACUCAGGCUUACCAUUCGAGAUGCAGCUCCUGAAAGGUAUCAAGUAAGGCCAGUAUCGCCUCAGAGUUUUCAAGCAAGGUGAAAAACGACAACGAUGCCAUCCGAAAUCGGAUUUCCGACUUUGACAAGCGACGCAUCUCUCAACCAAAAAGCCAAUAAACAAACUAGCCACGAAUAACAGAAUACUCUUGAUAGCUGCUGUAUUUCAUUUUUGUACAUCCAGUAGAAAAAGAAAGUUAAAAAAAAUCACAAAUUGUCACAAAACUCUGUCAGCUUCAGCCACAAAGUAAACAGGAUUCAAGAUGCUGCAUAAAUUUUCUGCAUUAACUCACCUGUCAAAUUUUGACCAAUCAGAGCAUAAAAAUUGGACGUAAAGCGUGACCAAAGCGUGACCUUGGCAAGAAAAGGUCUUCCCCGCCUGUAUUUCUAAAUAACUGGCUGAAUUUUCGUGUCCAAGGUUAGUUUGAAAUCAAAAUCUUAAUAGUGCGGGGCCAUAGUGACAUAAACACAACAUAUUUCAUAUGACUUUUUAAAAAAAUAACUUUAGCCUGCGAUCAUUUGAAAACUAGUAACUUGUUUUGACAGAUGUCAAUUGAUCCAUGGAUAUUAUCCAUGAUUGAUCACAACGUUGAUGAGCAUUCAGUUUUCUCCUGGGCUCCCAAAGUGGUUAGAAAGUGUGAAAGUAAGCAUUGGUUUCCUGUGGUGCGGACGGAUGGUUAAAAGCAACUGUCUUCCUUGCAUAGCUGGCUGAAUUUUCGCAUCCGAGGUCAGUUUGAAAUCAAAAUUUUAAUUGUGCGGCACAUAAACACAACAUAUUUCAUAUGAAUUUUACAAAAAAUUAUACUUGAGCCUGCGAUCGCUGGAAAACUAGUAACUUGUCAGCGGAUAACUUUAAAAAAUACUGACCUUGAUGGUUCAACACCUGAACCCGCGAUAAGGUCAAGUGAUACAAGUCAGCGGACACCCUGUUUCGACAGCUGUCAAUUAAUCACAACGUUGAUGUCCAAAAUGUGUGCAUUAUCAGUUUUCCUGUGCUCCCAAACUAGCUGGAAAGUAUGAGAUUGAACAUUGGUACCCUGUGGUGCGGACGGACGGGCGGUGUACGGUCACAUGAUUACCAAAUUUUCUGGGAUGGGUACAUUUUCUUAGUUAUGGGGCUCCGCCCACGCGCGCGCUUCGUGCGCGCGUAGAGCUCCGCUAUAAAGUUCAAGGAUGCAUGCAAAGAUAUGCCAUUGAUCAGAUCCCUUUUUACUGCAGAUCGAAAUAACUGUACUCUUUGUUGCAAAUAGUCAAUGGAAUACUCUGAAAACUGUAUGUUCCGGCGCUACAAGGUUAUAGCAGACUUGUCAAGACCAAUAUUAGAUAAUAGGAGAAGAAAUAGCAUAAUAUUAAAUAAGUAAAGUUUCCAAUGGCUACUAGACAGGUUAGAAGCAAUAAAGUUUCCAGUUAAUUUAUAAGGACUUGAGACCUGAACUUACAUAGUAAAUAUUAGAAUACAGGCUGUUGGUUUGUUUAUUUGAACUUUAAUUCAUAGUAGGGGAGCUCUGGAAAACGAAGUGCGCGAGCGGAGCACCAUGGGUAAGAAAAUUUGGUAAACCAUCCAUCCGAGAAAAUUUGGUUAUGACGUAGCGUACGCCCGUACACUCUUUGCUGGGGAGGGAAGGGAAUUAGGUGUCAGCCCGUCCUGGGAAGGAGUAUGCCGUGAUGUUAUAAAUCGCGCGAUGCAUUUGUGCAACCCGCUUUUUUCUUGGCGGAAGAUCGCGCAAGAAAUGGCGUGGCUGUCGUCGCGUUCAAAUCAUGUUUACUUCAACUACUUCAUUGCAUAAGGUUUUGUGACCUAGUGCUCAGUUUCUAGUAAACUGUUUCGAAAAAAUUGUUAUGGCAACAAACAAUAGCGGAUUGAAUUCAAACUAUUUGCUUGUAAGAAGAACGAUGGGAAAGAGAAAGAAGAGAAAGGCAUAGAGUAAGAAUUAACAGGCCCGCUAGCGAAGAGGAUGUAAGUGGAAAAUUUAUGCAGCAUCUGCGACUUGUUCACCGAUAACUGAAGCUGACAGAGGUUUGAGUCAUCUUGUGAUGUUUUUACCUGUCUUUUUGCACUGGAUCUACAAAAUGAAAUACAGCAGCUAUCAACAUUCUUUUGUUAUUCUUGGCUGGCUUGUUUACUGGGCUGUGGUUGAGAAAUGCGUCGCACGACAAAAAGAAAUCGGGAAUCAUCGUUUUAAAAAUAAGCUACUCUUAGUAAGCUUACUUCGCCUUGCUUGAGUAUGCGAAAAGUCUUAAGCGAUUCUGGUCUUACUUGAUGGGUUCUCUUGCUGCAUCUCGACCGGUAAGCUUGAGUAAUUUUAUUGCAUUUUAUGUGUUUUCUUUUUUCAUGAUUAUGCCGUCAUUUUACGCACAUUUGUAAGAUUUGAGACAGUUUAUCUGACCUAGUAAAGAACUUGUAAAAGUCUUUAGACAUUUUCUGACCGCGACUAGAAGAAAAAGUUCUGAAAAAUAGCUAGUUGUUAUCCUAUUGUUUGUAAAAAGAAAGCUUUGAGCGAUAUUGUUUCCUGGAGUUCAUCUUGCAAAAUAGCAAACGCGGCGAAGGCGGCUUAAAACUUAAGGCUCAAAUCUGCAAGGUUUUAUUCGUGACUCACGAUUUUCGGAGACACUUUACUCUCAAAACACCGUCUUCGGGAAUAAAAAUUGUUGACCUUUGAAUGUUUCUUUGUAUUAUAUUGUAUGCCAGUAUACAUGGUAUAUAUAUUAUAUGCCAGUUGUUUUUGACUUUUCUCACCAAGGUCACGCUCUACGUCCAAUUUAUGCUCUGAUUGGUCAAAACUUGACAGGUGAGUUCAUGCGGAAAAUUUAUGCAGCAUCUUGAAACUUUUUUACUUUGACAGCUGAAGCUGACAGAGUUUUGUGUCAACUUGUGAUGUUUUUAACUGUCUUUCUCCACUGAAUGUACAAAAUGAAAUUCAGCUGCUACCAAGAGUCUUCUGUUAUUCAUGGCUAGUUUGUUUAUUGGGGUUUUGGUUGAGAAAUACAUCGCUUGUCAAAGUCGGAAAUCCGAUUUCGGAUGGCAUCAUUUUCGUUUUUCACUUUGCUUGAUGCGUAAGAGUGUUGAAAAGUCUGAAGCGAUUCUGGCCUUACUUGAUAGUUUUCAGUGCAUCUCGAAUGGUAAGCCUGAGUAAUUAUUUUAUUUGAUGUUUGUUUUUUUAUAUCUAAUUUCAUGAGCGUAGUUUAAUUUAUGUGGCUUAUUUAUGCACGUUUGUAAGAUUUGAGACAAUGAUCUGACCGAAUAUCAGGUUUGAUUAUAAGCUUAUAGAACUUUAAAAAGCAUUCAGACAUUUUCUCACUGCAAAUAGAAAGAAAACGUUCCAAAGAAUAUUUAUUUAAAUAAUUCUGGCUGUAAAAGAAAGCUUUGAGCGAUUUUCUUGCCUAGAGUUCAUCUUUGGAAAAAGCAAAUACCGGGAAGCCCGGGCUUAAAACAUAAACAAGGAUUUUCAGAGACACGUUAAUACUUGUCCUCGUAAAUGAAAAUUGUUGUCUCUGUACAUUUUUCACCGAAUUAUUUUCCUUUUAUUAUUGUUUGUUAGUAGUCUCUUGCAAAUUUUAAUCGCUGUGCCGUUUGUUUUCAGUCGCUCAUGAACAUCGCUUGCAGGAGUAGUCAAAAUGCUACGCGUAUCAAAUGCUUUUGAAGAUUACACAUCGUUAUAAAACCAUUGGAUAAAAAAAAAACAUAAUAAAUGCCAUUAUGUUGAAGCGUAUAACUCUAUUAAUCUUAAUUUAAACCGUCGACUUUGGCGCUUAUUGAAUGAGUGCAAUUUGUAUUGCAAAAUUGUGAAAUACUGCAUUCUGUCAGAGGUCUGUAUGAUAAAAACAGCGCCUAAUUGUACUGUUUCACCUCAGAUGUGAUGUACAAAAAGUAUAAAAGGUUGGUUUACACGUCCCCAGACUUGUUGGCAAGAUUUUGUAAAGUAAACUUGUCGAACGAAAAAAAUUCGACCUGAUUUGUUUUCCAAGAAUUUGUUUUCCGGGCCUAAUCUACUGUGAUCAAGAGCCGUUAUGGCUAUUCUUUGGGUGUACAUAUAAGGCUAUCAACGCGAUAUAAGAUUAAGUUCACUCUUAGCUUGGACUGUUUGCAAAUUAUUUUUUCUCUAAAAUCACUUAGCCUUUCCCUCAAAAGUCACAUGAAUGUGCUCUAAAGUUAACUGAUUUGUGGAAUACAAGUUUAUUGUUUGAUUUAAAUUAUAAAUUCGAGUUAAUAGGAGCUUCGCUUUUAGAUCUGGCUAAAUCUAUAUAUUAUAAGUUGCAUAAGGUUAUAUGCUUCUGGUACAUGUAAUCUUAAUACAUCGCUACAAUAGUACGGUCAAAAACAACUAGCACUAGCACUUGCCUGAUGUCUGGACCUUCAGUUCAGUAGGCUGCAUCGGCAACAUUGGAAAAAGCAGUCAUUUAGCAGUUUUUUUUUCAUCUACACGCACUGUAUUAAUUAUUCGAAGAUGUUGAUUACAAUGUAUGUGGAAUGUGGUGAUGUGUAUGUUGAGUAAAAUAAAUUACGAAAAAGAGAAUAUUCAGCUGAUGUUGUCAUUUGGAUAAAAAAAACAAACACUAUCUAGAGAUUCCACCAACAGGGUAUGUUUUUAUAUUUUUUUUCAAUCAUGAAUAGGUAUAGGUUACUUUACAUUAUCUCACUAUCUAGAGAUUCCACCUGAACAGGUUAUGCUUUCCUUUUUUUUUUUAAUCAUGACUAUAGCUAUAGUUUACUUUACACUACAUGUAUAUCUAUGUCUUGUCUAAACAUGUAGGUAGCGAUGUCACUAAGAUUUCAAGUUGGCUGAUAAAUACAAGUAGGCAGGGAAUCAAACAGCUCGGGAUUUCUUUUUGGCUCUAUUUUUCUUCCAUUUUCUUUCCAAUUUUUCUUCCACGUUCAUAAUAAUAGCCAGGGGAACCCCCAGCUCUUGAUGCUAGGUUUCAUACAUGUGGUUAUUGCUCAUACAGAUCAGUUUCAUGUGAUUUUAAGGACAAUUUCAUGGUGUUAGUGUUGUUUCCUUUACCCCUAUGAAAGUGGUGAGGGAUUAAUUUUCAUGAGCCAUUAAGAUGAAAAGGGCAUGAAAGGUCAUGGUCAAUGAAAAUUUUCACUUCAAGUCAUCAGUACUCCUUUUUAUGACAUAGUCUUCAUAUUCUGUAUCAUUCUGCUGAGAGAAUUAAUGCCUGCCAAAUAUAGCAAAUGUAUUAAUUUUUUCCUUCAAAAAAUCUGAAGUACAACCACAAUUAACUAAUAUAUAGAUUUAGCCAGGGCUAAAAGCGAGGCUCCCAUUAUAUAUUUAUGAUUUAAAUCAAACAAUAAACUUGUAUUCCACAAUUCAGUUAACUUUAGAGCACAUAGCACAUUCACGUGACUUUUGAGGGAAAGGCUAAGUGAUUUUAGAGAAAAAUAAUUUGCAAACAGCCCAAGAGUGAACAAAAUCUUACAUGGAGUUGAUAACCUCAUAUGUACACCCAAAAAAUAGCAAUCAUCUUCGAUCACAUCUAAGAGCCAUAAUGGCUCUUGAUCACCGUAAGAUUAAUUAGGCCUGGAAAAAAAAUCAGGUUGAAUUUUUUUGCGUUCGACAAGUUUACUUUACAAAAUCUUGCCAACAAAUCUGGUUGCGUGUAAACCAACCUUUUCUACCAUUUAUACAUCACAUCUGAGGUGAAACAGUACUAUGAGGAACUGUUUUUAUCAUACCGACCUCGGACAGAAUUCAGUAUUUCACAAUUUUGCAACAGAAAUUGCACUCAUUCAAUAUUCAGGACGAUGGAAGCACCCGUGGGCUUUUAGCUAAACCGUUAAAAAAAUGUCCAAAUUCACAUAUACAGCCAGCCGGUUCUCACUUUUGCAGUGCGAGCUGUAGCGAAUGCUUGAACGAACAUACUAGAGUUAAGCUCCAACAUAAUAAAGAAAUUACUAUGUUUAUUUUUUAUUUAAUGGUUUUAUCGAUCUGUAAUCUUUAAAAGCGUUUGAUACGCGCGGCAUUUUGAGUACUCCUGCAAGCGAUGUUUAUGAACGCCUGAAAACAAACGGCAAAGCGAUGAAAAUUACAAGAGAGACUACCAACAAUCAAUAAAGGAAAUAUAAUUCGGCGAAACAUAUACAGAGACAACAUUUUUCAUUCACGAAGACAAAUAUUAAAGUGUCUCUAAAAAUCCUGAGUCUUCAAGCUUAAAGCUUAAGUUUAUGUUUUAAGCCGUCUUCCCGGUAUUUACUUUUUUCACAGAUGAACUCGAGGCAAGAAAAUCGCUCAAAGCUUUCUUUUACUGCCAGAAUUAUAACUAAAUGUUCUUUGGAACGUUUUCUUUCUAUCUGCAGUGAGAAAAUGUCUAAAGACUUUUUAAAGUUGUGUAAGCUUAUAUCAAGUUUACCUGAUUCUUCAGAUCAAAUUGUCUCAAAUCUUACAAACGUGCAUAAACUACAUAGCCGCAUAAACUACGCUCGACUUCUUUAAACUAGAUAUAAAAAACAAACAUCAAACACAAUAAUUACUGAGGCUUACCAUUCGAGAUGCAGCUCCUGAAGGGUAUCAAGUAAGGCCAGUAUCGCUUCAGAGUUUUCAACCUUUACGCAUCAAGCAAGGUGAAAAACAAAAACGUUGACAUCCGAAAUCGGAUUCCCGACUUUGACAAGUGAUGUAUUAAUUUCUCAACCAAAAACCAACUAGCCAUGAAUAACAGAAUAAUAUAUGUUCAUCGUGAUAGAAUGAAAAUUAAAUGUUAUAUUACUCAUCUUGUUGAAAGGAAAUAGUUAUAUUGUAUGUAUUAGAAUUUUCCUGCUUUGAACAUAUAGGUACAGGGGUUUGAAGUUAUAGGCAGCCUACUCUGGAAAAGUAAGUGGAUGUGAUAAUAUUAAGGGGCAGCAAGUUGUGAUCUAACAAUAUCAUAGUAAGCAUAAACUAUUAUUGUUGGUCACUCUAAGGGGUUGAAGGGCUAGGAUUACCUGUGUUUAACCAACUAUGUUAGAUUGCUGCAUACUGUUUCUAUGUACAAGUAUCAACAACCUGUUUCUAUGGAGAACUCUAUGAUCUGAGUGACUAGUAAAUCCUUCUUUUGCAUAUCAUACCAUGUAAGUGCAACCUAAGUAUUUAAGGAGGUGUACGGGAAAUCAACACUUACGUUUUUCUUUCAUUUUGUAUCUACAAGAACUGUGACAAAAGUGUAUAAAGACGCCAACCUGACUCAAAUUAGCAGCAAACUGGCUGAUUUCCUCAAAAAUAAUAGGGUCAAAAAACCUGAGAAGACUGAUAAGUGUUAAAAAUAAAGGACGUGUACAUUUAAUUUUUUGAAACAGUUGAUAAGUCUCAAGUGUUAAAACUUAAAAUAGUUUGCAGUCUUAAAAUUACUUUGGCUUUAAUGUUAUGUUAGGUCAAAGGUCAAAAAACAUAAGUUACAGUUACCACCUCUCCUUUUUUUUUCUUAUAAACUUGUAUGGAAAAGCAAAAUUUAUCAUUCUUAAUGGCAACAUAUUCAAUACUAGAAAUAAAAUGCUUAGUAUUUAUGAUAGUAUGAAUUAGAGUGUGAGCUGAAUACUUUUUACAAUGUGGCGUUACUUUUUGCUGGUCGUCAAUCGUGUGAUUACAGGGCUAGUUUGCUUUGCUUAUAAUUCAGAGGGCAGCUGUGAAACCUCUGAAUCAAAGGUGCCAGCCAAGGUGGCCCUGGCAUUUACAGCUAUUGGCUGGCUUCCCCAGCUAACCUGGUCAAGCCAGGCCAUUUGCUCUGUUGUGGUAUUGGCCGGGCUGGUCGCAUCUUCCCCGGCUCGCCUGUUCAAGCCAGGUUAUUUGCUCUGUUAUGGUACAGGCCGGGCUGACCGAGGCUUUUGGGCCAGGCUUUGACCCCCGUCUGACCAGGCUCCACUCUUGAUGCAAGGGAAGGCACGAUUUGUGAAAUCUAUCACUUUUGUUCUUUUUAACAUAAUAUACACGAAAAAAGUACUCAAUUCUGAUUGGCUGAGAAAGGAGCACAGCUCCUCUGUAACACGAGUGCAAACUUGUAACACUAGUGCAAAUUACAAUUGCUUUCUGAUUGGCUGGAAACACAGAAGAAACCAACAAGAACCAAUCAGAUUAGAGCUGUUUUAAUUUUGUAAGCAAAACAACAAUAGAAAAGUUAAAAAAAUAUUCCAAAAACCGGAACACAGUAAAAAGUACGUUUUUCUGGCUAAAUGUAUUGAAAAUGCGUUGCUAAGAGAAAAAUACUGUCAACAAAAUCAAGGAAAAUGAGUCAGAGAAACUAAAAAACAAGCUUCUUAUAACAGACUACGCUAAAGUAAAAAAAAAAAAAGAACAAAAACGUUUGUAAACACACGCAAACCAUGACAGCUACACUCUUCAGGCAUUUAAAUGAACAAGGAUACAAUUCCAUGAUGACAAAAGCGAUUUCAAGUCACGUACGUUAUUUGUUUCCCUCUUUGAGUCUUUUGUGGAGCGAAGACCUCUAUUGAAACAUCCAUGCGAUGGUCUGUUUUUUUCUAUUUCAGAUGCAAACGAAGCCGAAAAUUUAAACAUCUGGUCCAAACUAAACCAAUGGGCGAAAAUACCAUAACCCACAUAAUGAAAGUAUCCGUAUCUGGUACUAUAAUAAUAAUAACAUUUAUUUAUACCGCGCAAAUUCAACUAUACAGUUUUCAAAUGCGCCUUACAAUUAAAAAUUACACGAACGAAUAAUUAUCUAGUCUAUAAAUUACAACAUAUCAGAAAAGGCUUUUUUAAAAAGGUGAGUCUUCAAAUUACGUUUAAAAACUUCAAAAUUGGAGGUGCAUCUAAGAUCUAAUAGAAGAUUAUUCUACAGUUUUGGUGCGGCGGCUACAAAGGCUCGGUCAUCAAGAGUAGGGAGAGUCCUGAAGUUUGGAUUUGAAAGCAGAUAUUUGUUAUUUGAUCUGAGGCUGUAGGAAGAAUUAGGUUUAAAGUUAACGAGAGAUGAUAAGUAAUUAGGAGCUGUUCCAUGGAUUGCUUUGUGAGUGAGUCAAACCAGGCCCUUAAGUUUCUAACCUUAGAGAAAGUGAGAAAAACGUUUACGAAUCAUUGUGACAGAAAAACAACAGGCAGGAAGCUGAAGAAAGCAAAGAUUGUAAGUUCAGAACAUAUCGUCAAUGUCACUGGCCACAGAGGUAUAAAUUUCCUUAACGACUACGAUAAAGGCGACGAAGAAGAGCUACGAUGACUCUUGCAGUAGGCCGAAUGAAAUAAUGUAAACUCCAGCGCUGAGAAAAAGCAAGUAUUAUAGUAAUACUGGCAGUUUCCGACAUCACAACAACUGUGGCUCCACUCACCCAUUGAUAGCAGCGUCGAAAGAAAACAAAUUGCCUCCUUCAUUUUCGGGUUUUAAAUCUCAAAAAUUUCUCCAUGAAUCUAGCUAUGAUAGGGUCCCAGGAGCAGAAUGAUGAACAGUCGUUAAAAAACCUUAACAAGUGUCUUUUAUCUUUGGCUGCUCGAAGGGUUCUCCUGAUUUCAAAACGGCAGUAUAUUACUUCUUGGAAACGCUUCUUGUAAACGCCGAGCUCUCAUAAUCGAAGAUGAAUUUAAAAACACUUACUUUUGCUGAUUAUUGUAAACCAAGUUAUCUUUAACAGGCUGGUGACCAUAUAAAAAAAUCCUUGCACAUUUCCUAGUUCUUAGAUAAAUGAUUUUGAAAGCGUUGGUCUUGAAAAAGUUUGAAUUUGACAAAGGUAGUACUCCGUUUCAGCCAAUCAGUUGAAUGAACUAAAAACACGUGCGCUGUCAAAAUUUGUUGUUGUCACGUUAUAUUUUUCGUGUAUAUUAUUAAUAAGUAAUCACAUGAUUUUUCUCGUGCAAUUUGGAAUAAAUAAGCACUUGUAAAUUUUUCAAAGACCACAAAGUGCACUCGCCCUACGGGCUCGUGCACUUUUGUUGGUCUUUGAAAAAUUUGCUCGUGCUUAUUUAUUCCAAAUUGCACUCGAAAUCAUGUGAUUACCUAUACAAACAACACUUUUAUGAGUUAAUAGUAUGUUACAUGCAUUUUAAUAAUUACUUUGUAUAGCAUAUAAGAGGAGAUAUGAGGUGGGGGGGAGGGGUCAUCACGUAAAUCUUGAAUAAAGAAGGGGGGUCAGUUGCUAUUUCCACGGUCUGCAGGGGGGGCCUUACAGAAAUUUUGAUCUUUCCAACAUAUUCCCCCCCUCUACAUAAAUAAAUAAUGACCGGUCCCUAAAUAAUUAUAAUUUUAUGGGAAAACAUGCCUCCCGGAAGGCCAGUUUUCAAUGUCUGGCUAAAAUCCUGUUCCAAGGUUUUGUGAAAUACUCAGUUUAAUCUGUGUGAGGCAGUUCAUCACCAAAAGUACGGAGAGGAAUUUUCGUAAGUGAUUGCCUAACUAAUUUUGUCAGCCACCUGACUUCCAACCUGCCCCUACAAUGUUACAUGUGACCAUAACUCCUUGUGACAUCAUCAUGCAGUUUCAGUUGUCAAGGACAACACGUCAGCUUGUCAUCUAACUUGUGUAAGGGUAAGAGAUCUUACAUCAAAAUGUAUGCAGCAGGAGUUUGAGCCAAAACUGCCAAGGGAUAUUUAAACACUGUCGAAGAACAAGUCAUUCUACUUCAGAGCAAGGUUUGGAGCAAUUUAUAAUGCUUCUAAAACUAAAAAGUACCUUUUAAAGAAUACACGAUAGGUAAUCGGCUUUUGUUUUAAGAAUUAGCAAACGUUGAAUUUACUUGUCCCGAAAAUUCAAACUGGUGGCUCCUUCUACCUGAUAGUAAUUUAUUUUUGAAAUUCCAAAACAAUUUCACAGCUGAAUUUUGAGCGACUUUUAGUUACGGACUUCUGCUCCAACGAUUUUUCUGAAAUUCCUCUGGCACAUUUAUCAUAUCAAUUGAAGCCGAUACCAGAAAUUUCAGUAAAAAAUAUCAGCAAAAAUUUUUACUAGACGCGAUUUUCUUUGAAUAGUAGGGUCCUUUUAAGCGCUAAUUUCUCAAGAAAUAUUUACCAUCAAUGAAAUUGGAAUAUUUCGUAUUAUUGCCGAAUGAUAUCUGUUGUUCUUUGUUCGCAGCCAUCGCGUUAAAAUCGAAAAAGUUAUGACGGAAAAUUUGUUACAGCAAAAUGCUCUUGUAUUAAUUAAGGAGCCACCUUAAUUCGUUACAGGUUAUGUUUUGUGAGGAAACUCAUGGAAAUAAAUUCCUUGUCAAAGUUAUUAACAACUGUGAUAGAUCCUGGAAUUCUGAAGAGGUAAGUAUGUUUUUUUUUUCACAUGAGAGUUGCUAUUUUCAUUACAAUUAUUAGGAGGCAGUAUGGGGAGCAAGGGAUUAUAUGGCGCAGUGGUGAGAGCGCUAGCCUCCCACCAAUGACCUCACAACAUUACAUAAACAUUACAAUUUGAUACUGGCGUUACAACUUUACAUAAAAGGAAGCUACACUACACACUUUAUCCUGAAAAAAUAAAUCGAUAUGUAUACUCGACAACAGAAAUAUACAAAUAACAAUAACAAACAGAGAGAGAAAAAAAUUAGGUUCAAAUCCUGGCAUCAAUGCCAUUUUGAUAUACAGUACAGGGUUGAGGUUGUUGUUGGUUCUCUCCUUUGCGGCGGUUUUCCCCUCUCCUUAAAAACAAACAUUUCCAAAUUCCAAUUUGAACAGGAGUCAGGUAGAUGAAGAACCACUUUGUGGAUGUGCUGCCUCCAUUAAAUCAUUAAUAUUAUGUAUCAUUUAUUAUUAUUUGUUGAGCAGUCAAAGUACUUGUCCUGCAACCCAGAGGCCUGAGUUCAGCUUUGCUCUGUCUAUCAGCAGCUGGACUUGUUUCUUGGUAGUCCAGAAAAUAACCUCUCUAACACGGUUGUACAUACAUCCUUGAAACCCUGUGGCAUUUUUUACAACUGACCAGUAAUACAGGCUUUUUUAAUAUAUUUUGAGGUUUUAAGUAGGUGGAAAAAUUAGAGUAGGUGGAAAUGGAAAGAAGCUGCACCAAAGACGCAGGGUUCUAGGGGGGGCUAAAUUUUGAAUUCCUUGCAUCUUAGAAUGCAUUUCCAAAAUUCUGGGGCAACGUUCUUGAACAGAGCACAGACAUAUCAUUUAAUUUUGGUUUUUUUUAUUCAGUGAAAGAGGACAUGAAUACUCUCUUUUUUUUAAUCUACUUUUUUCUUGCAAAAAGCUAUGAACCAUUGGUUGUUCUAGUAUCUGUUUUAAAUCAUGUUAUUUGUAAAAACUCGCCAGACAGGGUUAGUUUCCAAAGAAAAGUAGGCAGCGAGCUCACAUGAAAUAGCUGGCAAAUGUCGAUAGCUGAGAGCUCUUAUUGAAAACCCUAUAAUAGGUCUCCCAUGGUGAGAGAAGAAGGAGAGGACAGAGAGAGACCUCUGCCAGGCCUCCGAUGCGUUUUCUAUCAUGCAAUCAUUAGCAUUUGCAUAACAACCAGUUGAGUACUGAAGGUUCUAGUCACGUUCCAAUUACAGAACCAGUUGCAUUUACAUUAAUAAGUGUGGGCUCAGAAAUUUCCAACCUACAGUCUCGACAGGGCACGUGCAUUCCGCAUUAAACGAAGCUAAUUUUGAAAUCCAGUUAGUUUCAGCCACAAAUGUGGUCAGUGGCUACAUGGAAGAAUGUGUCGGAGCUUGUAGAGGUCUCUCUUUCCUAUCAUUUUUCUCUUGCUGUGAGAGGUCUCUGCUAGCAGGGAUUAAUAUUACAACAGCAAUGUCCUUAAUAAUUGUUAUUAUAUAUGAUAGUUUAGUUUUUGUGGUCUUUACAGCAAGGAGUUCAAAAAAGUGACCUCCUUUAAUUUAUUCACAUUUUUCCAAUCAGAAGUCGAGGACAGUUUCCAGCUGGCUUCUGAUUGGAUAAUACAUGUAAAUCUACAAGAAAGAAUAAUUUUGAUGCGAAUAAAUCAAGAGCGAUCACACUUUUGGGCUUUUAGCUGUAGUGGUGGUCACAAUAACAGGUUUAAUCCAUAUUUCAUGAAUUAUUUUGCGUCUUUGGGGAUUUUUAUGCAUCAGGGACGCAGGACGCAAAGGUAACAAAAUCACUGGGCUUAAUAGCGUUUUCACAAUUCUUUUCUAUGAUUAUUUUGAAUGGUUAAUGGCGGGUGGCCCCUUAGUAGGUGGCCAGGUAAUGAAUGUUCAGCUGUAUUUUGUCUUGUAGGUACAGAAGAAUUAUAAGGAGUCUCUUGAGAAAAUAGUUGCAGCGGCCAAAGAAAUGGGCCCAACAGUAGAGCAGAGACGUCAAGAAAGCUUGAAGCGCUUUUCUUCAUCAGAGGUUCAAGAACUAAGACAGCAGCUGAAAAGAGUAGAAUUGGAUUGCAGUGAUGCAGAAAGUUGUCCUGGGAGCAGCGACUUUAACCAGAUCACAGAACCGCUGAAAAAUGAGCAGAAUGAUGUAAAAAUGUCUUCCCAAGAUGUAACACACUUGUUACAUUCAUGCAACGAACAGCACACAUUCUGUCAAAGUAUUAAUGAUGCUCUUAUUCAGCUGAUUGUAGAGCUUGUUCCACUGGUAAAAGACAACUUCAUGUGUAUUAAGCAGCUUUGCGUUUUCACAAAAGAAUUGAAAGAACAGGAAAAAAGAUUUUUAUCCAAAAUUGAAGUCCUUCGCGAUCUAAAGGAACAGUUAGAUAGCUUCCAAGUCGCUUAUUUGGAAGAAUUAGAAAAGUGGAGUAGAGCACAAAAAGAGGAAGUUCAUGGAGUUGAAAAGCUGCUCUUUAACUCUCUUCAUCAGGGAAAACUUCAAGUAAGUUGGAUUUAUGAAGAAAUAAUUUUUAACAAAUAUAGGCAAUUAGAAAUUUUUCAGAAAUUUUUAAGAAAUCUAGGCAUUCCGUUUUAUUGAUGGCACUUGUAGUUCAUUAAUAACCUUUUUAUGAGUGACCUCAAAGUUACAAAUUUAUCAGUUAUAUUUUGCUCUUAAUUUUUUUCUUUAUUUCUUACGUUUAGGUGGUCUUUGUACUCUUUUGAGUCCAGCUGAGUGUAAUUCUUUGGUUGAGGGUCAUGUAUAGUUUAAAGGGACACUAACCCACACAAAUUCCACAAAGCUUAACUAAAUGUUUGUCCAAUCUCUUUGAUUGACACAUAGUUCAUACAAAACCCAUCGAUAAGGCCAGCUCUUUAUUAAGUUUCCAUAGCAACACGCAAACGACUGGUAUCCUACUAACAAUGCUUGAUCUUGAUUGAGUCUCCAUAGCAACCAACAGGUAAUCCACUGAUUAAAAGGCUGGAUCUUAUUAGGUUUCCAGAGCAACAUGUAACCCACCGGGAACCAACCUACAUUUCGCGAUGCCACCACUGGUUUCCCCGCGAAAUGACGUCUGAGAAACGAGCACAGAAAAUUCCACACUGAUAACGUGUCACUACCCAGAUCUGGGUAGUGCUUGUAAUUGGCUGAAGUGAAGCAAAUUUCCCUCGCGGCAUGACCAAACAAAAGCACCACCCAGAUGCAGGUAGUGUUGUGUAAUCAGUAUGAAAUUUCAUCGCUCGAUUCUCCGUCGUCUGUUCACAUGGUACUGACGAAUUUUCGACUGAUUGAAAAUUCGUACUUUUUGUUCUGUUCACAAGGAACGUCGCUAACCGUACAAAAAUUUAGACACUUGGCCGUUCAAAAAUUUGAAUUCCAAAAUCCAGGUCAAACUGUUGACCCAUAGGGUAGAAAACUUGACCGGUAAGGUGUGAACACCAUAACCAGCUAAAUUUUAUGUACGGCGAAGGUGACGGGUAUGGUUGCAUGGAUGCGUGGUAACUCAGCUCGGCCACUUUAAAUGUUCUUUUAAGCACAUUUAAAAGUAAUAAUUAUUAAAAGUAAUACUUUGUGUAUGGGUAGAUGGUAGAACCAUUGAAAAAAUCUAAGCUUCAUGACAAUAAAAAUUUUGUUUGUUCGUUCAUUCAUUCAUUCUUUUAAUGAAUGAAUGAAUGAAUGAAUGAAUGAAUGAAUCAACCAAGCCAUUAUUCAUUUCUCUCCAGAGGACUAAAACUCACUCAUCAAAGAGUGCUAGCAAGUCACAAAGCCUCAGUGAGCUCUCAGAUGCUGAUAAAAAGCCCUUCGUAUCAGACCCAGUGUGUACUCAGCAGCUGCAUUUUUUGGACUCGGACAAGAAACUCAGCAGCAAAAAGGUUUGUAUUUCAUGGUCAUUGUAAGCGCUCUAUUAAGUUUUCCAACCAGCGUAGCAUGCCGCAGAGAACUUUGAGCUUGUACAAGAGAGAAUGAUAGACAGAGAGGGAAACGUUCAGAAGUUGGAAUGGUUUCCAGAGAGGUCCGAAAACCAUUUUUUCAGUUUUGUCAAGAGAGAAUUCAACAAAUUUUAAAUGAAGUGUAGUGAAGUUAAAGAAUUCGUGACACUUUGUACAAUGAGUUGUGACUUGUUAAUCUUGAGUGAACAAUAGAUCAAUUACUAGCUUUAUAGGAACUGGUAAUAUGAUCCGUAGGCCUAUUACGUAAGCAAGCGGGCAAAAAUGUGCAGCGUGUAAAGCAAAUAGUUUUCCGAUCAGAAUAACGUAAAAGCUACACCCUUUUAACAGGUGGGAUUUUGUGUAGGAUGGAAUGAUUAUUCAAACCUAGCCGCUCAGGAUUUACGUACGUAAUGUAGGUGUAAUAGUGCUUUAAGCUUUCAAUCGAAUUAGGGUGUUUACUAGAAUGGAAACCACAAACAUUCUCUUCUAUAUUUUCCCACGUAUGAUUUAGCUACCAAUAUGUAUAAAGUACGUUGAUUUAGCAAUAAACGAUGAAUGUGAUCAGGACUUGAGUGUGUGCUCGUCCCUUAGAGCACCGAUGGCCGGAAACCGUCCAGGUCUAGAGAUACUCAAGCAGUCGACACAUCUGUUGGCCACGAAAUCAAUUCCCGUUUACAACAGAAGGUAACUCAGCUGGGCCACUGUAAAUGUUCUUAAGUAAUACUUUUUUGUAUGGGCAGAUGGUAGAGCCGUUGAAAAAAGUAAAAAUUCAACCUGGUUCUUUAUGUCUGUGUAUACUGAGUGAAACUGUUUAAUGGUUCCGUGUGUCCGUUUCUGGUCAAAAUCUUUAGCCGGUCAAAAAUUUCAUCUGACGCAGUGUGAAAGUAGCCUUAGAUUUUGUUUUACUUAAUUUCAGAAAUUGUAUAAUCGAAUAUCAGUGCCUGACAUUAGUGCAAAACCACCGCAUGGGCUUGGAAGAAGAGUAAGUAGCCAUAGUAACACAGUUACCAUAGUAAUCAUAACUAUAACAAAAUUGUCAAAUCUGAUUGGCUAUCAACUGCCCUGAUUUCAGCCUUAAUUGGACAGUUAAAUAGGACAGUACACGUCAUGCCUAAGUAAUUGGACAGUACGCGCCAUCACGCGCGCUUAAAUGGCUUUUUUUCACUGCUAGCAAACAAAAUUUCGAACUUCUUGUGUUUUGAUUUAAAAAAUAGCCUAUUAUAUCACAAAUUUUGUUAAAGUUCUGAUUAAUUGGUAACAGAACUUCGUGUCGUCCAAUUCGGUCUGUAAUCAUACUCGUGAUUAAACAAAUCGGACUCCCGCUAUGCGAUCGUCCGAUUUUGUUAAUCACUCGUAUGAUUACAGACCGAAUUAGACUCCACUCAGUCCUGUUACCAUUAUUAAUCGUAUUAAUUACUUUAAGAACUCUUUUUUCUUCGUAGUAGGCAGCUGAUAGAUUCCCCGUAUAUAAUUCUUUUUCAAGGAUAGUAGAGGAGGAAUUUCUAUUUGCACACCGUCGGUGCGAUGUAGGUAUUGGGAGGUAUAGUAAUAAGCCCGGGUUCCUGGCGGGAUCUGGGGGCAUACCCCCCACGGAAAUGUUUUGAAAUGAAUAUGCGCUGAGGUGCAAUCUGGUGCAUUUUGAGACACAAUUUCGAGAAAUGUUACAGUGGUAUUUUAUUUUAUCUUUUAGUCAUGAUCAUGUUCCUUGUCAUGUAGUGUCCUUAGACAGGGAAAACUCACUUCAUGUGUACUGACCUCAUCGUGUCUGGAUGAUUUUUUCAAUGUAAUUUCUUAUAUACUGUAAUGAUAAAAAUUUCUUCUUUGGGGGGAGGGGGGGAGCUGGGCAUUUUCUAUUAAUUUACAUAUGGUAAAUUCCCUAGAUAGAACCAUGUACGCCAUGUGUUUGUUGUGGUUGAAAUUUUCUCUUUGGUUUGAAUUUUUCAAACUGGUGUGAAAUUUUCAAAUUGAUUUAAAAUUUUUAAGCACUCACUCAUUCUCAUUUAUUUGUAUCUCUCAUGCAAAAUACUCUGUGUAAAAUAAACUCGGCUGGAGCUUGUAGUCGGAGGAAAAAUUCUAUCCGAAUUAUUAUAUAUUGUUACGUGCUAGUGAGAAGAGUGAUGCAUUGACCCAAAAACAAGUGUUCGAUGAGUUUGAAAUAUGGUAAAUACAGUAAAUGAAAAGUCAAUAACUCCCAUUCCCUAAAUUUAAAUCUCUGGGGACGAGUUUGUAACUAAGCAGCAAUAUUGUGUCAAUAACAACAAGAAUCAAAGCUUUCUGGGCUCCUCUCAUACAGUUUUGACAUGGUAUACACACUUACGACUUACGCAUGAAAUCGAGGCCUAAGGGCCACAUCGCUAUUAAUAAAUUGUAUGAAGUCUUAGUGGCAGAAGCGCGCCCUACAACUAACACAAAAAAUAGUUCCCAUAAAUGCUACGCCGCUGCGCUUUGUAAUAAUCGUUCCAAUAAUAGCAAAGACUUGACGUGUUCAAGGAUCCUUGCUGAGGGUUAGUUUCUCGACCACUGUCCAAUUUCCAACGCACGUUCAUUUGCUAAAACUAAAGUGCCCCAGAAAUAUCUUUUGGGGUUAAAUUUUAAUCUCUAAAUCACAACUUGCUCUUGCUUUCACCAUUCUAUUUACUUUGUUAAAUUCUGCGAGACAUUUGGUGACCAGUAGGCCUCUCUUUCAUGCUUACAUCGUAGGUGUGUAUGGUAUUGAGGUCUUUCAUGGCAAGGAGAAACUAUUAACUUUAAAAGUCUAAGCUUCAUGACAAUGAAAAUUUUGUUUGUUCGUUCAUUCACUCAUUCAUUUAACCACUUAAUGAAUGAAUGAAUCAACCAAUCAAUCGUUCAUUUCUUUCCAGAGGACUAAAACUGACUCAUCAAAGAGUGCUAGCAAGUCACAAAGCCUCAGUGAGCUCUCAGAUGCUGAUAAAAAGCCCGUCAUACCAGACCCAGUGUGUGUUCAGCAGCUGCAUUUUUUGGACUCGGACAAGAAACUCAACUGUAAAAAGGUUUGUAUUUCAUGGUCAUUGUAA